AAUUGUAAAAAAAGCAAACACUCAAACCAAACUUCAAAGAUUAAAAAUUAAUUAUCAAUCAGUCAAUCACAAAUGUUUUUCACGGCUGUGUCUAUUGUUCGAAACGCUUCGGCAUUUGCAAAACAAGCGUCUAGUAGAGCGGUACACACGACUUUUUUCGCCAUGGCUCCAGUAAAGGUUGGGGACAAAAUGCCGGCUGUUGAUUUGUUCGAGGAUUCACCUGCAAAUAAAGUGAACAUUUGCGAAUUAACUGCUGGAAAGAAGGUUGUUCUUUUCGCUGUUCCUGGAGCUUUUACUCCUGGUUGCUCCAAGACACAUUUGCCUGGUUAUGUUCAGAGCGCUGAUAAACUGAAAUCGGAGGGAGUUUCGGAAAUAGUGUGUGUAUCUGUUAAUGAUCCAUAUGUGAUGGCCGCAUGGGGUGCACAACACAACACCAAAGGAAAAGUUCGCAUGCUAGCAGAUCCGAGUGGCAAUUUCAUCAAGGCCUUGGACCUUGGCACUAAUCUUCCACCGCUUGGCGGUUUCCGCUCCAAGCGUUUUUCCAUGGUCAUCAAUGACAGUACAGUUGAAGAUCUGAAUGUUGAGCCUGAUGGCACAGGACUGUCCUGCUCGCUUGCUGAUAAGAUUAAACUGAAGAAUUAAAAUCACCUUGCUUAAGUAGUUUCAAAGCCACUUCUUAGUUAUAUGUGAUCUACACACCUAGCUUUAUGCAGAUCUUAGACUGUCUAAGCACCCCUUGUGAUAUGCCUAAAAUAUAUAUAUGUAUUUUACAUUUUAAUGUUU
Vanessa atalanta (red admiral) is the source of this 783-nucleotide messenger RNA. It is a transcript of the gene Prx5, whose product is annotated as peroxiredoxin-5, mitochondrial. The transcript is spliced from 3 exons. Gene Ontology annotation, molecular function: thioredoxin peroxidase activity. The record is from RefSeq and is a predicted model, not a curated record. Gene Ontology annotation, biological process: cell redox homeostasis; hydrogen peroxide catabolic process; cellular response to oxidative stress. NCBI's taxonomy places the organism in Eukaryota, Metazoa, Arthropoda, Insecta, Lepidoptera, Nymphalidae. Bases 73 to 642 code for a protein of 189 amino acids. Gene Ontology annotation, cellular component: peroxisome; mitochondrion; cytoplasm.